UAAUAACUCAUUUGGGAUUGAUCAAAGUCAAUUGGACGAAUCUAAGGGAGAAUAGUCACUGGACAACUUGACUACAAGAAUACCGACAUGGAUACCGUGGAUACUGCAGGAGUUUCUGCAGAAAUGGAAAUAGAAACAUCACCAGCCUUUUCUGUCUUUUAUGAAACGACAUCAGAUGCAAACUCAACCGACGGAGUGGUACAAGCAGUGUGGUCAUGGGAACCCAUAACUUGGAAGUGGUGGGAAAUCCUUCAGUUGAUCCUUGCCAUCGCGGGCAUCGUCGGUAACUUCUUGGUGAUGUUGGUUCUCUUCCGGGUCAAGCGGAAGCUCUGUUCUACCGAUACCCUGAUCGCUGGCUUGGCUGUGGCUGACUUCUUGACCUCGGUGUUCAUCAUCCCUCACGCUCGCGUUGAUACGGUUCCUCAAAGCAUAGCUGCACAGCUGUACUGUCGGAUCAUCCAAUCCAAUUCCUUGAUGUGGACAUCCAUCUGUGCUUCCAUCUUCACCUUAACAACCAUCUCAAUCGAAAGGCUGAUGGCUGUGAUGUACCCGUUCACAUUUCAACGUUUCUUUACACCUAGAACAACCGCUCUCCUCAUCUGCAGUAUCUGGCUGAUCGCCUUCCUCAUCAACACCGUCAGUUUCUACGUACAUUACGUUGUCGAUGGAAAGUGUGCCUUCGGAUUCUCGACGCCAUCUUUCCAAAAGUUCAUAGGAGUCUUCUACUUCAUCGCCGAGUACUUGGUGCCCGUCGUCAUCAUGAUCCUCGCCCACGUCCUUACGAUCAGAACCCUUCGUGAGCGCGCCCAGAUUAGGCUACACUCUUCAGAACAUCAAAGCCAACGUCCCAACAAUCGACUCCUGCAGGCACGACGUCGCGUCAUUGAAAUGCUCUUUAUCGUUGUCGUCAUUUUCAUCAUCUGCUGGACACCCGAUCAAUUUGGAUUCCUCGCUUUCACCGUCGGUAUUAUCGAUUUCUCGCACUUCAACAGCCCCAUCUACCGUUCCUUUGUAGUCCUUGCUUUCGUCAACUCCUGCGCAAACCCUGUAAUCUAUGCAGCCAGGAACCCAAACUUUAGAAAGGCGCUCAAAGAGCUUUGUGGUACCGUGCCGUCUCUCAGACUCCAGUCUGUUUUUGCAGCCAUUGAUGAGACUAGCAAUAUCUCUACUGAUACAAGUGCUACUAAACUAUCUUCUAUUGACAAAGUAAUAGUGUAAUUUUUAUUCAUCUACCAUAAAAAUGUAUAUACAUUUUCUCGGACUUUGUUUAUCUAGUCGAGCAACGUCGGUAUUGCAAUGAGAGAGUCAAUGAUGUCGCAAUGUCGCAUAUUAACUAUUCUUUAUUUAUUUAGAUGUGGAUAAAAUCUGUAUUUAAUCCAAACAUACUGUCAGCAAUAUAGAUUUUUAUAGGUUUCUCACAGGAAGUGUCAAGCCGAGCUUUAUUUUCCGUGGGCCAAAUUUAAAUAUUUGGAAAUUUAUAGAAAAAUGAAUGAAUGGUGAGUGUGUCACAUUAUCGCCCCAUGCAAUAUAUCUACUGUAUUUGUAACAAUUUACAACCUCUUCCGAAAGGAUGAUAAAUGAUGCCCGUAUUAUGUUUUUUACUGUUUUCAUUCUUCUUUAGUAUCUUUAGGGGGGCUAGUCAUGGGAUUCUGAAUUUCUACGUCCCUUAAUAAAUAUUUAUUUUACUGGCCGAUGUCUCACCAUGUGUAUAUACUGAUUUUAGCGAUUGCAACGGGGAUGGGUUCUGGAACAGAGUAAAUGCAUUGAACAUGCCUGUCAAUUUACAAUGUACAUCUGAGGUGUCUUUGCCGAAAAUUUGUGAACCGGGACAGCAGAUUGUCUUAAGAUUUGGAGCUGACGAAUUAUUGCAAAUUAAUACAGGCGCGGAUCCAGGGGGGGGGGGGCACAGGGGGCACGUGCCCCCUUCCUUUGAGAAGCAAAAUUAAAAUUUGUAAUGUAAAAAUGCCAUUAAAACAGAGGUAUGGCCCCUCUUUUGAAAUUGAAGACCUUUUUUUUGCUUGUCAAAUUUUUUCGGGUACGAAAUAUCCUUAAUUUGUGGUUGAAAACCUUUUUUUUUUGCUUGUCAAUUUUUUUAGGGUAAGAAAUAUCCUUUUGGAAAAUCCUGGAUCCGCCCCUGAAUGAAUGUGUCUCAUGUCCAGAGUCCAGGACGACACUGCUUUUUUGGUUCACCGAUUUUCAACAAAAGCUGCUUAGUCAUCAAGGGCUUUGACAAUAGAUUCUCAGCGUUCUGGAAAGCGUCUGCGUAGUGUUGUGAAAACUCUCUUAAAUGUGAAUGUCGUCAUAAUGGCAUUGCAUCGCUCACUUACCUUUUCUUUGUCGGGAAUGCUUUAAUUGACCUAUACUGACGAAUUCAAACGUUUGCAUGUUCCAUUACAAAGGAUGUUCUUGACAACCUGAAAGCUUAGACCUAACAAAUAUAGCAACCAGAAAUGUACAUUGUAUAGAAACAGAAACUGGUUUCAAAGUAUUGUAUGUUAUUUCCCAGUAACAGAUACAUAACAGAACAGAAUAAAUACUGUACCUCUGACUAGAACCACACUCGCACAAAAAACCAUCAUUUAAACAGGUCCCAAAUACUGGAAUGGUAUUCACCAAAGCCUUAAACAAUAUAGAAAUAUAAACACCUUCAAAAAACACCUAAAACUCUCAUUCCUUAAUGAGUACAAUGUAUGAAACACAUUAACUGCUUUAUCUUUUCCACGAUACUUGCCUCUCGACCCUAUUUCUCUUUCUCCUCCCCUUUCCUUUUCUGCUGGGCACAUAAUCGUUUCUUUUUGUUUUGUUUUUUCCCCCAGUUAUUUAAUAUGCCCUUAUCCCUCUAACCUAUGUAGUUACUGCCCCCCCCCUUUCUUUCCUUGUUAUUCAAACCUAUUUUGCCGUUCUUCAUAUAUGGUCUAGAUUGUCUUACUUUACUUUUAAUUACAUACGAUUAAGAUUACUACAAAUUUAUCCUAAGGGGCUUACAAUUACAAGCUUCGCUUUUUAAUAAGUCCCUCAUUUUCAUUUUCACAUGCUAACUGUAAUCUAUAAUUUGUCUAAUCAUCAAAAUGUAUCUUGAACAAAAAUUGUAUACAUUUCAUCUAUUUCCUACGAAUUUGUUAAUUGAUUAUUGAAGUAUACUUAUAACACUUAUUUUGUUUUGUACAUUUAUACAUAUGUAUAUAUAUGUUUGUUAUGUUUAUUAUCAGAAAAUGGAAAUGAAAUAAACUAAACUGAAACUGAAACUGAAACUGUGACUUUCAACGAAUUUCAAUUUGGUGUUUUUAUUGCGAUUUAUAAUUGUUGAUCAGUUUUAAGUGUGCUUAACAAAAUACAAUACCUUUACCCAUUGCAUAGCCCAUCGAAGUGUUUUAUCUUCUUUGAAGCACCCCGACCCACUGGCGGCGGAAGGCACAAAAUUUAGGGGGGGACCACCAAAAAAAAUUUACAAGCAAAAAAAAAAAGGUUAUCAACCAAAAUUUUAGGGGGGACCAC
Lytechinus pictus (painted urchin) is the source of this 3495-nucleotide messenger RNA. Its product is annotated as galanin receptor 2a-like. Gene Ontology annotation, biological process: G protein-coupled receptor signaling pathway. Bases 88 to 1218 code for a protein of 376 amino acids. NCBI's taxonomy places the organism in Eukaryota, Metazoa, Echinodermata, Echinoidea, Temnopleuroida, Toxopneustidae. The transcript is spliced from 2 exons. Gene Ontology annotation, cellular component: membrane. Gene Ontology annotation, molecular function: G protein-coupled receptor activity. The record is from RefSeq and is a predicted model, not a curated record.